Clunio marinus is the source of this 225-nucleotide messenger RNA. NCBI's taxonomy places the organism in Eukaryota, Metazoa, Arthropoda, Insecta, Diptera, Chironomidae. The record is from the annotation of a GenBank genome assembly.
AUGAUGACUGUUGAUUUACCAAUUCAUGAGCAUUUAAACUUAUUAAAUUUCCGUUUUGUCUACUGCUGCUUCACAGACUCGUCUUCAGACUUUGAAGAAAAAAACGCAGGAAACAACAAACCACAUCAAUCGAUCAUCACCGCGCCCUGGGGUAAAAGACUUUCACAAAAAAAAAGAAAAGAAAAACUUACGCAAAGCAAAGCGAAGCAUUUAAAUAUCGAGUAG